UAAAUUCGCUGCUGGAACAAAAUUGUAAACAAGUUAUAGAAGUACAUAAGAAAUACUUGUAAAAAAGCAUGAAAGCAAAUAUAUGUUUAUACGAAAGUGCAUGUAUAUAGAAGAAACAUACAUACGCUUGUAUACAUUUUGUAUGUAUGUAUUUGAUAUGGAAUUCAUUUAAAAAAAAUGACACUGGGCGAGUUAUUAAACGAGAUACAAACGAAAAGCCAGGGUCACGAAACAGCAACAGCAAUUAAACAAACGCAAAUACAAAUAAAUCAGAACAGCCACAGUAUGGACAACGGGUACAUUGAUAAAGCCAAUAUUAAUGCGAAGCAUCAAAAACAGAACGAUUCAACAAUAUCAUUUCUACGAGCUGCACGGAGCGGUGAUCUGGGCAAGGUUCUGGAAUUCAUAGAUGCUGGUCUAAUCACGGACAUUAACACUUGCAAUGCGAACGGAUUGAAUGCACUGCAUCUGGCUGCCAAGGAUGGCUUCGUAGACAUUUGUGAAGAGCUACUGAAACGUGGCAUUAACGUCGACAGUGCGACCAAAAAGGGCAACACCGCGCUGCAUAUAGCCUCAUUGGCGGGCCAGCAGCAGGUGAUCAAACAGCUAAUCCAGUACAAUGCGAACGUGAAUGUGCAGUCGCUGAACGGCUUUACGCCAUUGUAUAUGGCUGCACAGGAGAACCAUGACGGAUGCUGCCGAUUGCUGCUCAGCAAGGGCGCUAAUCCGUCGCUGGCGACCGAAGACGGCUUCACGCCUCUGGCGGUGGCCAUGCAGCAGGGCCACGACAAGGUGGUCGCGGUGCUACUUGAGAGCGAUGUGCGUGGCAAGGUGCGAUUGCCGGCGUUGCAUAUUGCAGCCAAAAAGAAUGAUGUUAGUGCGGCAACAUUGCUGCUGCAGCACGAUCCGGAUGCUGAUAUUGUAUCGAAAUCUGGCUUCACGCCGCUGCACAUUGCCGCCCAUUAUGGCAAUGUAGACAUUGCCAGCUUGUUGCUGGAACGCGGCGCAGAUGUCAACUACACGGCCAAGCAUAACAUCACGCCGCUGCACGUGGCCUGCAAAUGGGGCAAGGCGGCAGUGUGCAGUCUCUUGCUGUCGCAACAUGCCCGCAUAGAUGCAACAACUCGAGAUGGCCUAACACCGCUGCAUUGUGCAUCGCGCUCCGGUCACGUUGAAGUCAUUCAGCUGCUGCUCUCUCAGAAUGCGCCCAUACUGUCAAAGACAAAGAACGGCUUGUCAGCCCUGCAUAUGUCGGCGCAGGGGGAGCACGACGAAGCGGCACGCCUGCUGCUCGAUCACAAAGCCCCUGUCGAUGAGGUUACCGUUGACUAUUUGACGGCCCUGCAUGUGGCCGCUCACUGUGGCCAUGUGCGUGUGGCUAAGCUGUUGCUCGACUACGGCGCCAAUCCGAACUCGCGUGCCCUCAACGGAUUUACGCCUUUGCACAUUGCCUGCAAGAAGAAUCGCAUCAAGGUUGCCGAAUUGUUGCUUAAGCAUGGCGCCAACAUUCGUGCAACCACGGAAUCCGGCUUGACCCCGUUGCAUGUGGCCAGCUUUAUGGGUUGCAUGAACAUUGUUAUAUACUUGCUGCAACACGACGCCAGUCCCGAUAUGCCCACAGUUCGCGGCGAGACGCCGCUACAUUUGGCUGCGCGUGCAAAUCAGACUGAUAUUAUUCGAAUAUUACUACGCAAUGGAGCUCAAGUCGAUGCGGUUGCUCGCGAGGGUCAGACUCCGCUGCAUGUGGCAGCCCGUCUUGGCAACAUUGACAUUAUAAUGCUGAUGCUUCAGCAUGAAGCCCAGGUGGAUGCCUGCACGAAAGAUAUGUACACGGCUUUGCAUAUUGCUGUCAAGGAGGGCCAGGAGGAAGUCUGCCAGCUGCUCAUCGAGAAUGGCGGCCAGCUGGACGCUGAGACCAAAAAGGGCUUUACACCGCUGCACCUGGCCAGCAAGUAUGGCAAGGUAAAGGUGGCAAAUCUGUUGCUACAAAAAGGUGCCGCCAUCGAUUGUCAGGGUAAAAACGAUGUGACUCCUUUGCACGUGGCCACGCACUACGAUCAUCAGCCUGUAGUCUUGUUGCUGCUGGAGAAGGGCGCCUCGACGCAAAUAAGCGCACGCAAUGGGCAUAGUUCUCUGCAUAUCGCUGCCAAGAAAAAUAACUUGGAAAUUGCGCAGGAGCUACUGCAGCACGGCGCCGAUGUGGGAGCAACAAGUAAAUCUGGAUUUUCCCCCUUGCAUCUGGCUGCGCAGGAGGGACACGUCGAAAUGGUUCAACUACUCUUGGAACAUGGUGUAAAUGCCAAUAGUUCAGCAAAGAACGGCUUGACUCCGCUGCACUUGGCUGCCCAGGAGGGGCAUAUUCAAGUCUCGCAUAUUUUACUCGAACACGGGGCAAACAUUUCAGAGCGUACGAAGGCUGGCUAUACGCCCCUUCACAUUGCUGCCCACUACAAUCAAAUUAAUGAAAUUAAAUUUCUACUGGAAAAUGAUGCCAACAUUGAAAUGACAACAAAUGUUGGCUACACACCGCUCCAUCAGGCGGCACAGCAAGGACAUACAAUGGUAAUCAAUCUACUGCUUCGACACAAGGCAAAUCCCGAUGCAAUUACAAAUAAUGGUCUAACAGCUUUGAAUAUAGCUCACAAUCUGGGCUACAUAACAGCCGUAGAGACACUUAAAGUCGUAACGCAAACAUCCGUAAUUAAUUCAUCGACUAGUGUGCUAGAGGAAAAGUACAAAGUCGUAGCUCCGGAAUUUAUGCACGAAACGCUGCUAUCCGAUUCCGAAGACGAAGGUGGCGACGAAUUUUUAGAUCAUAAUCAAUACAAAUAUAUGGCGACCGACGAUUUAAAAGCCGCCAACGAUCACGAUAACCAAAACUUUGACACCACCAAUCCCGAACACGAUCAAUUGGAUGGACUUGGCGGCCGAACAAUCGAAAGAGAAGUAACCACGACAACUGCAUCAAAUUUGAAUGCAUCUUCUAUGGAACGACAGAGCGAUAAUGUGGUCGUCGUACGACCGCCCGUUCAUCUGGGAUUCCUCGUCUCGUUCCUCGUGGACGCGCGUGGCGGAUCAAUGCGUGGCUGUCGACACAGUGGAGUUCGCAUCAUUGUGCCGCCCAAGGCGUGUGCAGAACCCACGCGUAUAACCUGUCGCUAUGUUAAGCCUCAGAGAGUGGCUAAUCCACCGCCAUUGAUGGAGGGUGAGGCCUUGGUUAGUCGCAUAUUGGAAAUGUCCCCCGUCGAGGGAAAGUUUCUAAGCCCCAUUGUACUAGAGGUGCCGCAUUUUGGAUCGCUGCGCGAGAAGGAGCGGGAAAUUAUCAUAUUACGAUCUGAUAAUGGCGAGAGCUGGCGGGAGCAUAGUGUUUACGAGGACGAAGAGCACUUAGUGGGCGCCUUAAACGAAACGAUCGAUGCCGAUUUAAAUCCACUGGAGGAUCUACACACAAACCGUAUAAUACGUAUUGUGACACAAAAUGUGCCGCAUUUCUUUGCCGUUGUCUCGCGCAUCCGCCAGGAGGUCCAUGCAAUUGGGCCUGAUGGCGGAACCGUUUCAUCUACGGCCGUGCCGCAGGUGCAAUCCAUAUUUCCACCACAUGCAUUGACUAAGAAAAUUCGAGUCGGUCUUCAGGCACAGCCAGUAGACUUGAUUGGCUGUUCCAAGCUGCUUGGUCAGGGUGUUGCAGUCUCGCCCGUUGUCACCGUGGAGCCACGCCGACGCAAGUUUCACAAGGCGAUAACAUUGAGCAUUCCAGCGCCGAAAACAUGCAAUCAAGGCAUGGUCAAUGCACCAUAUAGCGGUACGAAUGGUAACGCCGCGCCCACUUUGAGGCUCUUGUGCUCAAUAACUGGUGGACAGAACCGAGCCAUUUGGGAGGACGUAACUGGUUCGACGCCCUUGGCGUUUGUCAAGGAUAGCGUUAGCUUUACCACAACCGUAUCGGCACGCUUUUGGCUAAUGGAUUGUCGCAAUGUUGCCGACGCUGGACGAAUGGCCACAGAACUUUACACGUAUAUGGCUCAGGUGCCAUUUAUGGUCAAGUUUGUGGUAUUUGCAAAGCAAAUAUCCGCUACAGAAGCAAAGCUAUCCGUGUUCUGUAUGACCGACGAUAAAGAGGACAAAACUCUCGAACAGCAAGAGUAUUUCAGCGAGGUGGCAAAGAGUCGGGACGUCGAGGUAUUGCAGAAUCAAAAUAUAUAUCUUGAGUUUGCUGGCAAUCUGGUGCCCGUAUUGAAAUCGGGCGAGCAACUGAAUACCAAGUUCCAGGCAUUUCGUGAGAAUCGCUUGUCUUUCAUAGUACAUAUCAAGGAUCAAGAGCAGCCGCACGCUCGCCUCUGUUUUAUGAGCGAGCCGAGAGUUGGACCCGGUGAGGCACCAUUGCAGCCAAUCUGUGCACUAAACGUGUCCCUGGCAGCCCACGAGGUUAAUCAGGUGUUUAACCGGUCGAAUGAAAAUGGUAUCGACAAUGGAUAUAAUAUGGAUCACGGCCUGAACUACAAGGAUAUGAUCAAUGCCGGCAUAAAGGCCAGCACAAAAUUGCCAGACAAUACAAUAAUACGGCCAAUUGCCCUCGCAACGGAAGACAUACAGCGCGCUGAUAUCAGAUUAUCGGAUAUAUCGAAUUUGCUGGAAAGUGACUGGCCGCAGCUGGCCAAAGAAUUGGGUGUACCCGAGACCGAUAUCGAGCUAGUCAAAGCUGAGUACGCUGGUCAACCGGCUGCCCAGCAGGGUCUGGUUAUGCUGCGACUCUGGCUAAAACAGGAGGGCUCUCGCGCCACCGGCAAUGCCAUGGCCCAGGUACUAAACAAAAUUGGCCGAGACGAUAUUGUGGAACAGUGCAUCUUUAACUUGGAGCCAGUCACCGAUAAACUGGAGCGCGGCCUGGCCACGGCCAGAUUGCAACAAAAUCAAACCAAUCUCGCCGAUGGCCUUAAUGAAACAUUGAAUAUAGAUCAGCUUAGCUUAGAUGAUGAAUUGUGCCGAAAAGCAUGCCAAUCCCAGAAUGAGACAACAAAUAGGCUCUGCUCGACACCUCCGCCAACUCCGAGUGAGCCGCAAGAAUAUCAGAUUUCCGAAUAUGUGCAUGAAAAUAUCGUGUCAAAAGGCAUUGAGACGGAGGACAAUUUAAUAAAAUCAUUGCACCUAAAAGAUUUGGACAGGAUUCCAGACACAGUUGAGGACACGCUAUUGCAUACACUGGCGGACAAGUGCCAACCGGCCGGCAAUAUAAAUGUUAAAGCAAUUACGUCGCGUAAUUCCGAUUUACAAAGCAAUAUUUCAAACAAAACAAAAGAUUGAACAGUUGAUAUAUCAUGUUUUGGUAUGAUCUAUAUUUAUUUAUUUAUAUGUAUGUACUGUUUAUUUUGUUUGCAACUACAAACGAAGCUCAUGUAGUAUACGAUACAUGUUCAAAUGUAUUAAAAGCAGAUUUAUUUCGACGGACAGGACAACAAUUUCAAUUUUGGUUUUUUGAUUUUAAUAUGGAUUCUAAUUUAAAUAGAAGCCCGAUGAGAUAUCUUCCAAUUUUGUUGCACCAGUAAAAAGUUCGAUGUUGUCUUGCAAUAUUUAUUCAAAGUGUUUAAUAAAUUGUCAUUCGUGUGUGUUUAAAUUACA
Messenger RNA from Drosophila novamexicana, 5616 nucleotides. RefSeq names its product ankyrin-3. NCBI's taxonomy places the organism in Eukaryota, Metazoa, Arthropoda, Insecta, Diptera, Drosophilidae. The transcript has 12 exons. The record is from RefSeq and is a predicted model, not a curated record. Bases 178 to 5301 code for a protein of 1707 amino acids. Gene Ontology annotation, biological process: signal transduction. Gene Ontology annotation, molecular function: protein binding.